UUUGUUAGCAGCUUCGGACAGAGAGAAAUUAGGCGAGGGUGAUUGAUUGACUCUCUCUCUCUCUCUCUCUCUCAGAGACCCUUCUCUUUCUCUUUCUCGCUUCCGAUAUCUCUCUCUCCAACCUCCUGCUGUUAUGGCUUUCUCUCAGAAUUCUCGACAAUCUCUCAUCCCAAGCUUUCUCUACUCUUCUUCCUCAUCAUCUAAAGCCCUAAUUCUUGAGAAAAUGACCUUCAGUUCAAACCCUAACCUCUGCUCUUCACCAGCAUCAUCGUCACCUUCCGCAAAUGGAACUGAGGGACUCUCCUCAUCGCACAAGAGCUUUGUCAUCUUCAAAUACCAAAACAAGCCUCGCAAGAUCGAGUUGUACUCUCCUCAGUACUAUGCCGCUUGUACGGUCGGUGGAAUCCUCAGCUGUGGCCUCACUCACACGGCCGUUACUCCUCUUGACCUCGUCAAGUGUAAUAUGCAGAUUGACCCUUCAAAGUACAAGAGCAUCUCGUCUGGUUUUGGAGUUUUGCUGAAAGAGCAGGGCGUCAAGGGACUUGUCAGGGGAUGGGUGCCCACUCUGCUUGGUUAUAGUGCUCAGGGUGCCUGCAAGUUUGGCUUCUAUGAAUACUUUAAGAAGUACUACUCCGACAUUGCUGGACCAGAGUAUGCAGCCAAAUACAAAACUCUGAUCUACCUUGCUGGUUCGGCUUCUGCGGAGGCCAUUGCUGAUGUUGCUCUUUGCCCCUUUGAGGCAGUCAAGGUUCGUGUUCAGACUCAACCUGGUUUUGCAAGAGGAUUGGCGGAUGGAUUGCCUAAAUUUGUCAAAUCUGAAGGCAUUCUUGGGUUGUACAAGGGCCUUGUUCCUCUGUGGGGGCGUCAGAUUCCAUAUACCAUGAUGAAGUUUGCCUCUUUUGAGACCAUUGUGGAGAUGCUCUAUAAGUAUGCCAUACCCACCCCGAAAGAUGAGUGCAGUAAACCUCUGCAGCUUGGCGUGAGCUUUGCUGGUGGAUAUGUUGCUGGUGUUUUGUGUGCAAUUGUGUCUCAUCCUGCUGAUAAUCUUGUCUCUUUCCUUAACAAUGCCAAGGGGGCAACUGUUGGUGAUGCUGUGAAGAAGAUUGGGGUCUUGGGUCUCUUUACUCGGGGGCUUCCUCUCCGUAUUGUCAUGAUUGGAACUCUCACUGGAGCCCAGUGGGGAAUUUAUGAUGCAUUUAAAGUUUUUGUUGGGCUGCCAACCACCGGUGGUGUUGCUCCUGUUGCUGCUACUGCUACUGAGCUUGCAAAGGCGUAAAAUCAAUUCAAAUAGUUUUGUCAUAUAGGAACCUGAGAAAAUAGUUAUCCAGAGGGAUGAAUAAUCGUAGGAUAUAGCUGAUGAUGCUUGUGAGGCAUCUGAGCAGUUCGGGAGUACUCUUUGCUUUUGAAACUUGUUGCAGUUUUUAUCGUUCCCUCCUCCCUAACUUGGGUUUUUGGGGGGAUGCUUUUCGCCACAUUUUCUAUACAUUGGAAUUGGAACACUUUUUGCCUUAGAUUAAAUACGAAAUCACAUUUUGAUGUUAGGAUCAUGCUAUGUUCUGUUUGAGGACCCCUUUAAUCAUGCAAGUCUUGCCAAUUGCUUUUCAA
Molecule: messenger RNA, 1605 nt
Organism: Camellia sinensis
Lineage: Eukaryota; Viridiplantae; Streptophyta; Magnoliopsida; Ericales; Theaceae
Product: mitochondrial phosphate carrier protein 3, mitochondrial
Biological process (GO): mitochondrial phosphate ion transmembrane transport
Cellular component (GO): mitochondrial inner membrane
Molecular function (GO): phosphate transmembrane transporter activity
Source: RefSeq, a predicted model, not a curated record